Molecule: messenger RNA, 1755 nt
Organism: Oryza brachyantha (malo sina)
Lineage: Eukaryota; Viridiplantae; Streptophyta; Magnoliopsida; Poales; Poaceae
Product: 2-carboxy-D-arabinitol-1-phosphatase
Exons: 8
Coding region: 55-1539 (494 amino acids)
Molecular function (GO): phosphatase activity
Source: RefSeq, a predicted model, not a curated record
CCAAUAACCACACAUACCUCGCUGAAGAAAAAAAAAUAUCGUCUCUCUUCAGCAAUGCUACUCCUCGCUGCCUCGCCGGCGCCGGCCGCCGCUCGCCGUGGCAUGGUCGGUGGAUCAGCCCCCCGCGUGCGUUGCUCGAGCCUGCGGGAGCUGGAGAGGUCGCCGAGCCCACGGCCGGGCGCGGGGCUGCCGCCGCUGCGGGAGGCGAAGCGGGUGGUGCUGGUGCGGCACGGGCAGAGCACGUGGAACGCGGAGGGGCGGAUCCAGGGGAGCUCCGACAUCUCCGUGCUCACGCCCAAGGGCGAGUCCCAGGCCGAGACCUCCCGCCUCAUGCUCCUCUCCGACUCCUUCGACGCCUGCUUCACCAGCCCGCUCGCCCGCUCCCGCCGCACCGCCGAGAUCAUCUGGGCGGACCGUGGUGAGGAUCUCAUCCCGGAUUCCGACCUCCGCGAGAUCGAUCUCUAUUCUUUCCAGGGACUGUUGAAGCAUGAAGGAAAGGAGAGGUAUGGAGUUCUCUACCGGCAAUGGCAGAAGAAUGCAGCAAACUUCAGCAUUGAUGGCCACUACCCAGUGCGGGAGCUCUGGGACCGCGCUCAGAACUGCUGGGAGAGGAUCCUGGCGCACGAGGGCAAGUCGGUGCUUGUUGUUGCACAUAAUGCGGUGAACCAGGCUCUUGUUGCCACUUUAUUGGGACUUGGCACAGAGUACUUUCGGGUUCUUCUCCAGAGCAAUUGUGGUGCUAGCGUGCUGGAUUUCACCCCUCAGACUGGUGGAGGGCCCCCGGCUGUAUGCCUUAACCGCUUAAAUCAGACCCCGAAUUCUCCUGUUGCCUCAGGAAGUUCUGGAGGAAGAAAGACAAGCAAGAGGAUCAUUCUAGUAUGUCAAGGAGCUACCCAGAACAGCACGGAGAUUAGUUUGGGUGGAGUGGGAUAUGCACCACUUAACAUGCUUGGGAUUAUACAGGCUCAGAAGACUGCAGAACUACUUUUAGAUCAGAAGGUGAACGGUAUUCUCUGUAGCCCACAAGUUGCAGCAGUCGAUACUGCUACCACAAUAUGCGAGGUCCAGGAGGCUGCAGAUUGCUUAGGCGCUGAUUGUGUGCCUCGUUAUGUUGACAUGAAGAAACUGCUAGAACUCGAAAUCGACGAUGCCUUUCGAAUAAAACAAAAGAGCUUUGGAGAAAUAGUUCAGUCUGGUUGGCUGGGCAGCAUGGAACACAGAACUCUGGAGGGGCUAUGGAACCAGUCGAAGGGUGCGUGGCAAGCGUUGCUAGAUGAGUUGGCAGAUGAUACUUCAGCAGAAAGAACUCUAGUGGUUGUAGGACAUCCGGGUGUCCAUCUAGCGUUGAUUUGCCAGUGCCUGGAUUUAACGAUGGACUACAUGUCAUGUUUUCAUCUGGACGAUGGCAGCGUCAGUGUAAUCGAUUUCCCAGACGGACCAAAAGGAAGAGGUGUUGUCAGAUGCACAAAUUACACAGCCCAUUUAGGAAGAUGGUCAAUACCUAUUACCAGGACCACAGAAACUGACGAAGAGUUCUAAAAUCCUGGAAGGUAACAUCCAUGUUCUGGUGUAACAUCAUUCAAGAAAACUAAGCACGCCAGUAUCUUACAAUGAUGUACAUACUACAUAGCAUCGUAAUUAAUAUCUGAAGAUCUGAUAUGUCAAUAACAUCGUUCUUUAAAAAAAAGGAAAUAUGUAGAUAACAUUUUUUGAGCUAAACAGUAGAAUCAUACUGUUUAUACGUAAAAAACAUUU